Messenger RNA from Brassica rapa (field mustard), 865 nucleotides. RefSeq names its product glycine-rich RNA-binding protein 10. The record is from RefSeq and is a predicted model, not a curated record. NCBI's taxonomy places the organism in Eukaryota, Viridiplantae, Streptophyta, Magnoliopsida, Brassicales, Brassicaceae. Gene Ontology annotation, molecular function: RNA binding.
AUCACAAGUCUCUUUCUCUCUCUCAUUAUUUUUCUCCGUUUUUAAAACAAAAAAAUGUCUGCAGAAGUAGAGUACCGGUGCUUCGUCGGGGGCCUAGCAUGGGCCACCGGAGAUGCUGAGCUAGAGAGGACGUUCUCACAGUUCGGCGAAGUUAUCGAUUCAAAGGUCCGUUACACACGAGAGAUCGGACUCCAGGAUGGUUCUGAUCCUCGGCGGAUCUGAUUCCGAUCUGUGUUUCUCUGUUACUUGAUUCGAUUACUCUGUUACUAUGUUCUUUGUUACUACUGUUACUUGCUUUGUCCCAUCGAUCAUUAACGAUCGUGAGACUGGGAGAUCGAGGGGAUUCGGAUUCGUGACCUUCAAGGAUGAGAAGUCCAUGAGGGAUGCUAUCGAUGAGAUGAACGGAAAGGAGCUCGACGGACGUACCAUCACCGUCAACGAGGCUCAGUCUAGAGGAAGCGGCGGUGGAGGAGGCCGUGGUGGAGGUGGAUACGGUGGCCGUGGAGGUGGUGGUUACGGUGGAGGCGGCGGUGGAUACGGUGACAGACGUGGAGGUGGAGGUUACGGAUCUGGAGGUGGCGGCCGUGGAGGCGGCGGUUACGGUGGAGGUGGAGGAUACGGUGGUGGUGGUGGCAGACGUGAAGGAGGUGGUGACGGUGGAUACGGAGGAGGCGGUGGAUGGUAAUCGAUAAUGAAGUGGUUGUUUUGCUGCCUCCUCUGUUAUCGGUUUAGAUUUGCUUCCGUAUGAAUGUUUCUCCGGUUUGGUUUGGUUCUGGAUUUCUUGUUUACUUUUUUGUUGUAACGGAUCGUUAAAGUCUUGCUUGCCUGUAACGAAAUGUUAAAUCGCAUCUUGUUCUCUAAUUGA